UACGAGUACCACCACUUAAGUAAUCAAUCGGUAUCGGUUUGUCUUCGGUACUACUAGUUCAGAUAAUCUCGCACCGAAUGGAAUUUCAACUUUACGUACUUUUCAGCGCUCAUUUCUCUUGAAAAAAAAUCUUUAAACAAACUUAAACGGUACCAAAACGGCUCUUUUUUUAGACUAUAUUUGUUCAAAAACUUAAUGGUUUAUACAGAUUUAUAAACGUUUAUGUCUUGAGCUGUAUAUUUUUGAAAAAAAGUAAUUAUUUUUUGAUAGCGGUUGUUUUGGUUUAUUUUUUUGAAUUUCGGUGGUAUUGUGAGUGUGAUCAAAGGAUAUUGGUGAUAAUUAGAAUGCUCACAGGAUGGAGAUUGACAGUAUCCGAAUGUUUUCUCAUUCCUCAGAGGUAUGUCUUGGGUCUGAUGGGGUUCCUAGCCAUUGUAAAUGCCUACGCAAUGAGAGUGACACUAUCCAUUGCAAUCACUGAGAUGACCAAUAGCACCCAUUCGUCCAACAACACAUACGAAGAUUACUGUAAUGUUGGAGUUAGUAAUUCUUCAGAUACCAACGUUGUUACGAACCCAGAUCUUUUAUAUGAUUGGGACGAAAAAACCCAAGGAAUCAUCCUUAGCUCCUUCUACUGGGGAUAUCUGAUCACCCACCUUCCGGGUGGUAUAAUAGCCAGCAAGUUCGGCGGUAAAUACACCCUGGGACUGGGCAUACUCUCCACUGGAAUCUUCACAGUCAUCACUCCAUGGGUGAUCCACAUCACCAAAGGGGACUGGAAAUGGGUGGUGGCCUUGAGGGUAGUCGAAGGCUUGGGCGAAGGUACGACUUACCCUGCCUUGAAUACCAUGCUGGCACAAUGGGUACCUUUGGGGGAGAGGUCAAAGAUUGGGUCGCUGGUCUACGCUGGAGGUCAAAUAGGUACCAUUGUCUGCAAUCUGAUCAGCGGUCAAUUGAUCAAAGCCACGCAAGAAUGGGCAUCAGUAUUUUACCUUUUUGGGGGACUCGGGAUUCUGUGGUUCUUGUUUUUCCAAGUACUUUGCUACUCGGCCCCGGAAGACCAUCCUUUCAUCAGCGACAAGGAGAAAAUAUUUUUAGAAAAAGAAUUAGGUUCAAUAUCUUCGGACCGUCUACCCAUCCCAUGGAAAGCUCUCGCCACUUCUGUACCCUUAUGGGCCUUGAUAGCAGCCCAAAUAGGCCACGAUUGGGGCUUCUACACCAUGGUCUCCGACUUGCCCAAGUACAUGAAAGAAGUCCUAAGAUUUAACGUUGCCGAUAACGGCAUUUGGAACUCUGUUCCCUACGCUGCCAUGUGGGUGGUAUCCAUGGCAGGAGGUUGGAUAUGUGAUUGGUUGAUUUUGAAGGGUUACAUGACUGUAACUGGAGCUAGACGAUUCUUUACUUGUUUUGCUGCUGUUGGUCCAGCCAUAUUCAUUAUGGCCGCUUCCUACGCUGGAUGCAACACUACCCUGGCAGUAUGGAUGUUUACCGUAGCCAUGGGUUUCAUGGGCACCUUCUACUGUGGCAUGAAAGUCAACGCUUUGGACUUGAGCCCGAAUUUUGCCGGCAUUAUUAUGGCUAUUACCAAUGGGAUUGGGGCAGGAGCUGGUAUAAUAACGCCAUAUUUGACAGGAGCACUGACAGAAGAGCAUACAAUCACAGAAUGGAGAAUAGUUUUCUGGAUAUCUUUCGUUAUUUUCAUCACCAGCAGCAUAGUUUAUAUGUUCUAUGGAAGUGGAGAAGAGCAAUGGUGGAACGACUCGAGCAAUUUUGAUGGGAAAACAAAAACUAUCAAUCUGGAGUCAAUAAGGCAUUCAGAAGAUACUAAGGAAAAGAACGAGAAUAGAUGACUGCUUUUUUAAACAUGUACUUUAUAUAUUUAAGAAUAACUAAAAUAUAUUGUUAAGGCGACUUUUGUUAAACUUUAAAAAAUCAUGUUGAUUUUAUUUAAGAAAUAAAUAUAUUUA
Sitophilus oryzae (rice weevil) is the source of this 1964-nucleotide messenger RNA. RefSeq names its product putative inorganic phosphate cotransporter. The coding region runs from base 345 to 1847 and encodes 500 amino acids. Gene Ontology annotation, molecular function: transmembrane transporter activity. The transcript is spliced from 8 exons. The record is from RefSeq and is a predicted model, not a curated record. NCBI's taxonomy places the organism in Eukaryota, Metazoa, Arthropoda, Insecta, Coleoptera, Curculionidae. Gene Ontology annotation, biological process: transmembrane transport; monoatomic anion transport.